CAACAUUCAUAAUUACGUUUGUACUUUUUAGAUUAGUUAAUCAAUGUGUCUCAUUUACUUGUAACAAUUAUAAUUCAAUAUGAAAAAUGGUGGCAUAUGUGUUAUUGCAAUAUUGGCAAUAAAUGUCAAACUAUCAAAAUCUUGCAGCUGGCCAACUGCCUUUAGAAAUACAAUAUGGCACGACAGUAACCGUGGUGAGGUGACAUUUACAGAUACGACACUGAGUGGCUGGGGCGCAACAGCUCAAGGAGGGACAACAAUAGAUUCAUGGGAAUGCUACAGUGUAAAUGAAACUUCAUCUACUACAUUAACACUUGUAUUGAAAGCAAGCACAACAUUUGAAUUAUUUAGAAUUACCUAUGUAGUUUAUGCGUGUUUGCAAAUGGAAGAGUUUUCUGAGCAGGGUUACAUGUACUACCAGAUGUCUGACGAAGAAUCCAGAAUGAGUUAUGACCGACUCCCUGUGAUUGAAUCGAGUACAUAUCUAACUAACCCACCAACAGAAAACCUUCUUUGUUUGUCGUCAGUUGACACCAAUGCUCCAUCUGCAGAGGAAUAUCAUGUCAUCAUAAGAAAUGAUAAAACAGAGGCCGCAAGUCGUGCUUGUCCUAGUGAAUAUAUAGGAUCACACAAAUACAUUGUUGAUGACACGACAACAGAAUAUUGUGACUCUGGUGAUAGUUCUUGGAGCGUUUGCUCCAGCAGCGACACAAUGAUGUUCAAUUAUACACUUUGUUCAAAAAUACUUGCGUACUCGGAUCAAGGUCUUGUGAACUGUGUUUUUGACAUGGUAGAUGGAAAUUACACACUUGUUACGGUCAUGACAAAGGAAAUAUCAAGUAGCCAACGGUUUACGUGCUUCGUUUCACAUUUGGCACAAAAUGGAACUCUGUACGUCUCACAAAGUCCUGGAAGUUGUGCUAAAUCACAGACGCCUUAUGAUGUACCAACAUCUGGACUAAGAAUGGUAUUGAAUGACAAAGGUAAUAAAUUGUUCUAG
Messenger RNA from Ruditapes philippinarum (Manila clam), 1000 nucleotides. RefSeq lists its product as uncharacterized. The record is from RefSeq and is a predicted model, not a curated record. The transcript is spliced from 8 exons. Lineage: Eukaryota; Metazoa; Mollusca; Bivalvia; Venerida; Veneridae. Bases 80 to 1000 code for a protein of 306 amino acids.